Messenger RNA from Dicentrarchus labrax (European seabass), 3312 nucleotides. RefSeq lists its product as uncharacterized. Bases 384 to 2048 code for a protein of 554 amino acids. The record is from RefSeq and is a predicted model, not a curated record. Gene Ontology annotation, cellular component: cytoskeleton. Gene Ontology annotation, molecular function: protein kinase A regulatory subunit binding; actin binding; Arp2/3 complex binding. Gene Ontology annotation, biological process: positive regulation of Arp2/3 complex-mediated actin nucleation; actin cytoskeleton organization. Lineage: Eukaryota; Metazoa; Chordata; Actinopteri; Moronidae. The transcript is spliced from 11 exons.
GUGCCUUUACGACAGGCUGCAGCUUGACGCUCUCCAGGUCGACGGACGCUGCCUUGGAAACGACAUAAAUCCAGUCCACGCAGCUGGGUUGCGAGCAGGGACCCAGAUUUCCUCACUUCAAAGGGUUCUCUCCUCCUCUUCCUCCUCCUCCUCCUCCUUCACCAUUACCACCUCCUCCCCCUCUCUCUCUCUCUCUCUCUCUCUCUCUCUCCAUCCCUCCAUCGAGCUGCGAACAUGGACGACCUGGACUGAAAUGCAGCGCCGGAGAGAAGCAAACGGAGAGAGAGAAGCAUUUUAAAUAAGCGAGAGAAGGAAGAAGAAGAGGAAAAGAAGAAGAAGAAGAAGAAGGUGACGGGAGAGACUGCAGACAGGAGUAGACCAGAAUGCCGUUGGUGAAGCGGAACAUCGAGCCCAGGCACUUGUGCCGUGGGGCGUUGCCAGAUGGGGUGACCAGUGAACUGGAGUGUGUUACCAACAGCACCCUGGCGGCCAUCAUCAAACAGCUGGGCAGUCUGAGUCGCCAUGCAGAGGACAUUUUCGGAGAGCUGUUUAAUGAAGCCAACAGUUUCUACCUGAGGAUGAGCAGCCUGCAGGAGAGAGUGGACCAGCUGGCCGUGAAAGUCACCCAGCUCGACUCCACUGUGGAGGAAGUCUCCCUGCAGGAUAUUAACAUGCGGAAGGCCUUUAAGAGUAGCACCAUCCAGGACCAGCAGGUGGUGUCGAGGACCUCCGUCCCCAACCCCGUGGUGGAGAUGUACCACCGCUGUGACAAACCUCCUCCACUCAACAUCCUCAGCCCCUAUAGGGACGACAAGAAGGACGCACUGAAGUUCUACACCGACCCCUCGUACUUCUUCAACCUGUGGAAGGAGAAGAUGCUGCAGGCCACCGAGGACAAACGCAAGGAGAAGAGACGGCAGAAGGGCUGUCCGGCCCACCCUGACAGGCCCCACUCCAGACAGGCCCCACCCAGGAGCCCCCUGUCCAUCUCUGAGCAGCAGAAGCAGGUUGAGGACCCGGGCAGAGAGGUGAAGAAGGUGCGUAAGGCUCGUAACCGGCGCCAGGAGUGGAACGUCCUGGCCUACGACAAAGAGUUCAGACCAGACCCCAGGCUCACCCCCUCCCCUUACCAUGGCAUGUCCUCUGAAGGCUCCCUGUCCCCUGAUAGCAGGUCAAUGGCGUCCGACUCCUACCCUGCCAGCCCCAACCACCCCUCCACCCAGGCCCCCAGCGCCGUCCACCCCACCGACCUCCACGCCAGGGACCACCUCAGCGCCGCGGCCCAGACUCAGUCACUGGAUCGGGGCCUCAGGCCGGCAAACCAGCCCCCGGGAACCGGAGGGCCACCGGCGGCAGGGCGACACGCGGCCUCCCUGGGCAGAGCCCCAUCAGGACACGGGGUCCAGGGUGGUGGAGAUCCAACGGUUAACGGGCCGAGGCAGCAGUCGGUUAAGGAAUACCGGGCUGGGCACGGCGGCCAGCCCUCCACCAUCCCAGAGUACUAUAUCCCACCCGCCCCUCCCCCUCCUCCCCCAACCAUCCCCUCCGCCCAGACAGCCUUCGACUCCACCACCGCCCCGCCCUCCGCCGCCGCCUCCGCUGUCCCGCCCAUCUCCUCUACCCUCUCCCGUCCCUACUCCCCUUCCCCUCCUCCUCCCCCGGCCAACUACGUGCCCUCCCCAGCCCACCCCCCGUCAGGUGCGCCCCCCGCCGCUCCUCCACCUCCUCCGCCUGGAGUCCCCUCAGGCCUCCAAGCUCACCCAUCGCCACCGCACGCCGCCUUGGGACAGUCGGCUGUGGAUGCGGCGCCCGCGUCGAGGAAGUCCACCAUGCUGGGGAUGAUCCCGAUGAGCGACGCCCGCUCCGACCUGCUGGCCGCCAUACGUAGAGGCAUCCAGCUGAGGAAGGUGCAGGAGCAGAGGGAGCAGGAGGCGAAGAGGGAGCCCGUCGGCAACGAUGUGGCCACCAUCCUCUCGCGCCGCAUCGCCGUGGAGUACAGCGAGUCCGAUGACGACUCCGAGCUCGACGAGAACGAGUGGUCUGACUAAAUAUGUAAAAAAAAAAAAAAGAAAAGAAGAGCGUGAAAGAGACGGGGGCUCGGUGGGUGGUAAUGACCGGGAAUAGGAGGUUGGAGGGGGGGGGGGGCAUUGAGACACUGAGGUGGAAGUGAAGGGGUGUUUUAAAAAUAAAAAUAUUAAUCAUACAUACAUUCACACACACACACUUGCAGCCUCCCUGAACGUUUAGCACUUCUGCGGCAACAGGUUGGAAGUUCCAGUUUGCUUGGUUGCCCCUGACAACGCCUAUCCUUGAACUGAAACCCUAGGGGGUCUGUGCGUGUAACCACCCAGGGCCAAUCACAUUCGCACCAUUUCAACACCCUCCCGCCCCCGUCUGCUCAUUUUUAACCACUAACACUCAGCUGUGAAAAGCAAUCGCGCCCGUUUCCACCCCACCUUACAUAUUUGAGUGAUAAUAAUUAGCAAUAUUACGAGCUCUCAAACUUGUAGGUAGGUGGACCCCCGGUGAGUACGGGGGAGGUAAUGUGUUUACAAAACACAUGGUAUAGCACAAGAAAAACUAAUUAUAGUGCAAUCUUAACUUAUCUGCCAAAUGUCGAGAAGGAAUUUAUGAAAACACGUCAUCAGGGAAAGAAUAGCUCCUUAAGAGGAUCACUCCGCCUCGCCAGGACGUGCCUGUUUCAUGAAACAUGCGCACUCUCCUUAAGAGACUACACUGCCGGUGUGAGAGUUUUGCUCAUUGGUCACCAACAUGAGUCGAUAGAAUCAGCACAAUUAUUAUGUCUGUGUAAAGGACAGUACAGUUGAAUAUAUAGCCUGCUUUUGGUUUGUGAAAGAUGUAAUGAUUUAGAUUCUAUUUAAAGAAAUGAAUUUACAAUAAGACACAGAAUGAAUAUAUUUGGGAUAAAAUCCUCCAGAAUUGCUCAAAGAUCCAAUCUGUAUUUUGUACUUUGAUGAAAAAUCCUUAAUUUGGUGAUUCUCUACUGCUAACAGUUCAAAAUUCAGACCAGUUUUACGGCUAUAACUGAUGUGACAUUAAUAAUUUAGGUGUGAUUGUUAGUCAGUUUAAUACAAGACCUAUAAAUCAAUUGAACCCUAAUAGCAAGUUACUAUUUUGUCUUUUAAAUUUUCGGGACAGUGACUGUGUUUACAACAUUCUGUACGUCUUGUAUUUUGCAUUAACUUUUUCAUUUAAUCAUUUGUUGAAAUUAACUCAUUGAGAUAAACAUGACAUCCGUGAACCAGGUAACAUAUAAUGUAAAGAAAUAUAUAUGUGUAUAUAUAUAUAUAU